GAUCAGACAGUGGGAAGCGCCUGUGAGAUUCAGGGAUAUCCGCAGUGUUUGGGCUUGUCAGAAAUUUCGCUCGACUCAACCAAACCGUUAAUUUAUCAUUUCCUUGAUUGUUGAGGUGGACAGUGGAACUGCAACCCUGCAUUCGAAAAAGGAGGACGAGUAUUUCGCCAUGAACUGCGACAUGGACGGUGAUGUGGAGAACCAGGUGGAGCUUGAGGAGAAGACCAGGCUCAUAAACCAGGUCCUGGAGCUGCAGCACACGCUGGAAGACCUGUCGGCGCGGGUGGACGCGGUGAAGGAGGAGAACCUCAAGCUGAAGUCCGAGAACCAAGUGCUGGGACAGUACAUCGAGAACCUCAUGUCGGCCUCCAGCGUGUUCCAGACCACCGACACCAAGAGCAAACGAAAGUAAGGGACUGCCUCCCUCCCUCCCUCCCACCCGCCUGCCCACCCCCCCGGUCCUGUCCACGGCCGGCCCGGUCUGCAUCGUCUCACCCUCAUUAGGCACAUGCACAUGAAGCUUCCUAAAGCUUUACUUUGGACUAUUUGUUAUGUUAACAUGUCGUCAUUGUUUUGGCUAGUUUUUCAGGUGCUGUGAAUUUAAAGCAUUGUUUUUUUGAGUCAUCCCUUUAACAACAUGUAUGUACAAAUUUCCCCCGGGGGCAGACUUUUUACAGGGGACUUUUUUUAGACUGUACAAUUUAAAAAAGUUAACCUUCUUACAAACCUUGCAGGAGCAAGCUUAGCCUUCACACUUCACGGCAUGUCAAAUUCUGUCAUACCUUUUGUAGCUGCACUGGUUUACUCUGGAAUGGAAAAGACUGUUUUCAGGCAGCAGGCAAACCAAGUGGCAGAACAGCGUAAGGGGAAAAAAAAGUUCUGCAAAGGUACGCAGUGUAAUGUACUAAUGCACUUUGCAUCUGUUCUAAAGUGCUCAGCGUCAGCCGCUAUGUCUGAGCACGGUAUGGCUAGAGUGAGAUAUCACUCUCCUUCUCCUCGGUUUGACUGCGUUACAGUGUUCAACAGCUGUUUUAGCUGAUCAUAGAUUUUACAGACCCGUGAGAAAUUAUGUUCUGUUCAGAAAUUAUUGAUGUUACUGCCUCAUACUUGAUUUUGUAAUUUUGUGUUAGUUCUGUAAAAAAAAGUGCAGGUGGAUACACAGAAAAGCACAGAAAUUUGCUCUGAGUUCUGUUAAUGGAUUCAUCCCGUUUCCUGCUGUGGGCAGUGUCCGUUUGAGAGUGUAACAGUGUGGGCGGAUGUAGAAAUAGCAUGAGCACAACAGCACCUGUGUCAGCUGCACAUGACGAGUGGAUACGGCCUCCAAAGUCAUAAUGGAAAAGCGUCUGUUUUGCCUAGUGUCAGUAAGAGGCGAAUUUUCAGCUCGACAAGCAGCUUGUAA
Megalops cyprinoides (Indo-Pacific tarpon) is the source of this 1399-nucleotide messenger RNA. RefSeq names its product short coiled-coil protein B. Lineage: Eukaryota; Metazoa; Chordata; Actinopteri; Elopiformes; Megalopidae. Gene Ontology annotation, cellular component: trans-Golgi network. The transcript has 4 exons. Bases 170 to 412 code for a protein of 80 amino acids. The record is from RefSeq and is a predicted model, not a curated record.